Molecule: messenger RNA, 2122 nt
Organism: Oldenlandia corymbosa var. corymbosa
Lineage: Eukaryota; Viridiplantae; Streptophyta; Magnoliopsida; Gentianales; Rubiaceae
Source: the annotation of a GenBank genome assembly
GGAAACCUAUGGUACCUUAGUUAGUUAGCUACCGGCUGUGCGUGCAACUCAAUUUCUAAAUUAUAUUCGUUGAAUAUUCUUUCCUUACAUAAUUUGAUACGUAUUUUUUUCAUAGUGCUUUUCGUAUUAAACAUAUCGAUAGAGCAACUUGGUCAUUUCAAAAUUUCUACUACUCGUUCUACAUAUCUUGAAUUAAUUAAAGGCCUGGCUAGAGGCCACCCUGUGUAUAUAUACAUAUACAAAAACCUUGAACAUAAUAUCUGUUCUUUCGGAGUGAUUAAGAAUGGCUACCAGCAGUGCCUACGUUAAUGCAUUAUUCCCAGUUAAUUCUUCAGUCCAAAAGCCGUUAGUUUCCUGCAAAAGUAAUCAUGUGAUCAAGGCUUCACUCUCUUCUUCGAUUAAGCCAUAUCUGAAGGAGCUGCCACGGAUCCCAAAUUCAGUAGUACAGGAUGUUCCAAAGCUGUUGAAGGAGGCUUCAAUCAAGUUAGUGGAUACAAUUGUUGACUUGACCACUGAAUUUACUGACCAGAAUAUUCUUCCGUCUCAGAGUAACUUCGCUCCAGUGGAAGAAAUAGGAGAAGCUAUUUCGGUGACUGCCAUUGAAGGAUGCAUUCCAGAUGAUUUCCCGGAAGGUGUUUAUAUACGAAACGGCCCAAACCCUCCAUUUGGGUCACUAAGAUCUUCAAAAUCGAUGUUGGGAAUCACAAAUGAAAUGUGGGUAGAAGGUGAGGGAAUGGUUCAUUCCUUGCACUUCAAGAAAGAUGAAACCGGGGUAUGGAUAACGACCUACAAUAACAAGUACAUACAAACUGACACUUUAAAACUAGAGAUGGAAAGAAACAAACCAGCAUUCCUUCCUUCCACUGAAGGGGACUCGCCCGCUGUUAUCGCUGCAACUCUGUUUAAUAUGUUGAGAUUUGGCCGUGCUAAUAAACAGCUAAGCAAUACCAGUGUGUUUGAACAAGGGGGAAGGUAUUAUUCAAGUGCUGAGAAUCAUAUGCCUCAUGAGAUUGAUAUCGUAACGCUAAAAACUUUAGGAAAUUGGGAUAUGGUAAGUAGAGCAUGGAAUCGGCCUUUUACCAGUCAUCCAAAGAAAGCAGUUGGUACGGGCGAGCUGGUGACCGUCGGAAUUGAUGCUGUAAAACCUUACUUUGUUUUGGGAGUCAUCUCAGCUGAUGGGGAGAAACUGGUACAUAAAGUGGAUUUGAAAUACGACAGAUGCAGCGUUUGUCAUGAAAUUGGGAUUACUCAGAGGUACAAUGUCAUUUUGGACUUUCCUCUAACACUUGAUAUCUCCAGACUCAUGAGGGGAGGCCCAAUUUUCAAGUAUGAUAGCAAUGGAUUUGCAAGAAUCGGAGUAAUGCCUCGAUAUGGAGAUGCUGAUUCCGUCAAGUGGUUUGAGGUUGAACCAUGCAGUGUAUUUCAUCUUGUAAAUUGUUAUGAGGAUGGACAUGAGGUUGUGGUCAUAGGAUGUAAAGCUCGUGCGACUAUCAUACCAGGACCUGAUUUUGGACGCAACAAAUAUCAAUGGUUUUCAAGAGGUUUCAAACCCUUAAAUCUUGUGAAUGAAAACGAAGAAAACUCACAUGAUGGAUCAUUGUUUACUCGUGUUCAUGAAUGGAGGUUGAAUAUGAUCACUGGAGAAGUUAAGGCCAUGAAUCUAACUGGAGAUGACUUCUCCAUGGAUUUCCCUUUUAUCAACGAAGGUUUCACAGGUGUCAAAAACAAAUAUGGUUAUACCCAAGUUAUUGAUUCUACUGCUAGCUCCACUGCAGGAAUUUCCAAAUAUGGAGGCCUUGCAAAACUUCAUCUUGAUGAAAGAGAAGCUCGAGUUCCUUAUGGGAAACAAACAAGUGUGGAAGUUGAGUAUCACAAAUUACCAGAGAAUACAUUUUGCACUGGAGCUGCUUUUGUGCCUAAGUUUGGAGGGCUUGAAGAAGAUGAUGGCUGGAUCAUUUCCUUCGUACACAAUGAAGUCACCAACGCAUCGCAGGCUUACAUUGUUGACGCAAAGAAGUUUUCAAGUGAAGCUGUGGCCAAAAUUGAUAUACCGAAAAGAGUUCCAUAUGGAUUCCAUGGAGCAUUUAUGGCACUCAACUCCAAGAAGGCAACUAAGGAUUAG